This is a messenger RNA of Aspergillus ibericus CBS 121593, 908 nucleotides long. Its product is annotated as putative NADH-ubiquinone oxidoreductase 21 kDa subunit. The record is from RefSeq and is a predicted model, not a curated record. NCBI's taxonomy places the organism in Eukaryota, Fungi, Ascomycota, Eurotiomycetes, Eurotiales, Aspergillaceae. The transcript has 3 exons. Bases 133 to 714 code for a protein of 193 amino acids.
GGACGUACCCUCGAAGGCCAUAUCCUUCCCUCUUUAAAUCCAAGGUAAAGAAAAUAGUCUCUUUAGUAAAGAUAAAAUGCCUGUCCAAUUUGCGAUCUGAGGUGCUGAUAUGUGAUCGCGGCAGGAAUCACCAUGGCUCGUGACAUUGUGAAAGCGGCCAAAUCGGCGUCGAAUGUGAUAGCUGUUCAUAAGAAAUAUACUGUCCAAUCUACCGGGGUAUGGGAACGCAUUCGCCGGCUGCUUGCUGUCGACCCAAAUCGCUCAACCGGUGUUCCCUUGAACGCUCAAUAUCGUCUGCCGACUCCAGGAGCCCUGCCUCCUCUAUCAUACGAUGAUCCGGUCACCGUUCCUGCUGGCGAUUUGGCUGACAACCCCUACUGGAAACGUGAUGUUCGGAGAAACUACCCCAGGCUUAGUGCGGUCAAUCAGGCGGAUGCCGUUGGCCUUCUUAGUGUAGGCAGUCAAGCCGCUCCCAAAGAUAAUGUCCUGCAGAUUGGCGAAGCGGGAGAAAAGCAGCUGGUUUCCGUCAAGCAACAGGGAGAAGAGCGCGGUCUUGCUGGUCUGUUUGAGAAGGACAAGAAUGGAAUCAAGGAAGUCCUAGGCGCCAACGGUUUGCCGCCAUUGCCAUGCAACCUGAACCCUUCGGGCACCAAAUACGAGCUCGGCCAUGAACAUGGCUAUCCCGACGUCUAUCCUUGCCGCACCUUCGUUUAGCUUUCCUACCUGACCGUCGGGUGAAGAGUUGAGAGGUUUGCGAUUACAUAUACUUUUCCCUUAGUAGGGAGUGUCACUCGGUCCUGAUCUAUCUUGUAUUGGUGGAUAAAUGGAUUGUUUACUGCAUUGUAGUACUAGGUGGACUUGCAAGUAAAUUGUAGAUGAAUAAGUUGAUGUUCUACUUAAUAAUUCAC